Trichomonas vaginalis G3 is the source of this 1389-nucleotide messenger RNA. RefSeq lists its product as uncharacterized. The coding region runs from base 1 to 1389 and encodes 462 amino acids. Lineage: Eukaryota; Parabasalia; Trichomonadida; Trichomonadidae. The record is from RefSeq and is a predicted model, not a curated record. The transcript has a single exon.
AUGCGUGCAACAGAACCACCCGAAGUUUCAGUUGCUACGAUCGAAGGUAUUAUACUCCGAAAUUCUAUCACAUUCGAAACUUUAGUCGGAACUAACAAUUUUGGGAUCGCUUGGUCUCAAAGAUCUCCAAUUGUUUUACAAUAUAUUGUAGAUCAUAUAGAUGAAGUCAUGAGAUAUGCUCUUAUGAUCACACCACCACCUGCAUCUGGUCUUCAAGGAAUUUGUUUAUCGAUUUUAUCGAGUCGAGAAACAGAAUUAUACAAUAAAUUAUUCGAUUCACAGACAUUCCUUAAUAUUGUACAAGAAAUCCCACAAAACAUUACAAAAUAUACUGUUCGUACUCAAGUCAUGUAUUUUGAUUUAAUAAAUACCAUAUUAAUUCAGACAAAUUUUACUUUAUUUAAUCAAUUUGAUAUGAAACAGUAUUUCAAAGUUCUGGCAUCUACACUCAUCCACGAUACUCCUGCCAGGUUUAUCCAGUCAAUGGUCAUUUCUUUGACUCCAUUAUCAUUUUCUGUUUUAUCCAACGCCGAACUUGUAAAAAUUCUAUGUCAAGAGUACAUAAACGAUACAGUCAAUGGCAUUACAGCACUCAGAUUGAUCCAAAACUGCUUCAUUAAUGAGUUUUUCCUCAGACAUGCGGCAGAAUCAUUCGGAGACAGAACAUUGAUACUCAAUAUAUGGAAGAAAGCCGAUAAAACUAGGGAUGUACACGGAAUCGACUUCCUAAGGACACUUUUUUUGACUUGUGUUCCAUUUAUUUCACUAAAAGAGUGGAAAUAUGUGGCCGACGAGCUGAUUAAGCUACUUCCCAAUGUUUCUAGGAUACUUUUGAGCAUGAGUUAUUACGGAAUCUAUGAAAAUUCUAUCGGAAAAUUAUUUAUUGCUCUUCAAAACGGUUCUGGACAAGUUGAACAAUCGGGAUUUGAUAUAACAGUCAAUGCAAUCGAUAUGAUGUUCAAACAGCCCAUUAAUUCCUUUGUUCAUAACUUUGCGAUGUAUUCAGUUCAAAGUUUUGUACAAUGCAACGGAGAUAUCGACUUGCUACUAGAAAAAACACAAUUACCAAAGAAAAUAAUACAGCAAUACCUCAAGCGUGGCCAGGUAACAGCUGUUUAUUGGGGACAAUUAAGAGUGAUUUCGGAAACUAUCGAACCAUACAUUGAUACGACUCAUUUAUCAAAUUGGUCGAAUAUUAUCACUGAAUCGAACCAAAAUACCCGACAUUUGAUGGAUGUUCCGUUGGAAGAAUCACAUCCAAUUCUAAACAAGAAGCAAACGUCGUCAUUGUUGUUGGCAUUGCAUAGACUUCCAAAGAGAAAGAGAGCCGUGUUGAUGGUUGGCUUAAUUUCCUUUAUUUUGUUUAUUUAUGUUGCGAUAUUUGUUUAA